CAUGGCUUCAAAAUUCUUCUAUUCGUGAUAAUGUUCUUUUUGGUCUUCCUUACAAUGAAAGUCGAUAUAAUCAAGUUAUAAAAGUAUGUGCUCUGGAAAAAGAUUUUCAAAUAUUUGAAGAUGGAGAUAUGACAGAGAUUGGUGAGAAAGGAAUUACACUAAGUGGUGGUCAGAAGAUGCGUGUCGCUUUAGCAAGAGCCGUUUAUUCGCGAGCAAAACAUAUAUACAUAGAUGACGUUUUCAGUGCUGUUGACGCACAUACUGCUCAGCAAUUGAUGAGUAAAUGUCUAUUAGGUCCUAUUAUGGAGGGACGUACUCGAAUUCUUGUAACGCAUCAUAUCAGACUCUGUUUGGCUGAUGCCACUUAUUUGGUUGCAGUCGAUAAUGGAAAAAUUGUCAUGUCUGGUGUGGUUUCAGAAUUACGUAAUUUAGGAAUAUUGACUUCGAUCCUUGAUGAAAAUGAUAUUCAAUCAGAAUUAGUAAAUUCCGUUGAAUUGGCCACAGAAAAUACUACUUUUGAUGCAACUCUCGUCGAUAAUGUUGCGCAGGUGGAUGAUUCAAACCCGGUAAAAAAAGUUUCCAAACCAAAAGUUCUUAUCGAAGAAGAAGCACGACAAACUGGAAUGGUUAAGUUUAAGAUUUACAAGUCAUAUUUUCGUGCAAAUGGAAAUAUACUUUAUUGGUUGAUUGUUGCAGUAAUCUUCAUUGGAUCCAGAGGAAUACAGAUAAUGGAAAGUUGGUGGCUUCAAGUUUGGUCAAAUACCAAUAAGAAUAACGAGACAAUUACGAUUUUCAAUUUGGUUCAACAAGAUAAUUUAAUUAUGAUUGAUGGAAUAUUCGACGAUAUUUACAAACCACAUAGCGUUGAUUUUUAUUUGAAUAUAUACGUGUUAAUUACAUCCUUAUCUAUUAUCACUGGUGUUUUGCGUCUUGCUUGGCUUUAUUACGGAUCAUUGAGAGCGUCUAAAAAACUUUAUCAAACACUACUUCAUCAAGUUAUUCGUGCUCCAUUAAGAUUUUUUGAUACGACCCCAGUUGGAAGAAUUCUUAAUAGGUUCAGUAAAGAUUUUGAAACAAUUGAUAGCAUUUUAACAGGUAUUAUUUACACAAUUGUUGGUAUACUAUACGCGAAGGCAUCUCGGGAGCUCAAAAGGAUGGAUUCUGUGUCAAGAUCCCCACUAUUUUCUCAUUUCACUGAAACUUUAAUUGGCAUAACAACAAUUAGAGCUUUCGGCGCAUCGAAGCGGUUUAUGCAAGAUAUGUUAUUAAAAAUAGAAAACAAUAAUCGUCCAUUCUUUUAUAUGUGGUUAACAAAUCGCUGGCUUUCAAUCCGUUUCGGUAUUGCUAGUUCAUUCGUUUCAUUUUUAGCUGGAAUUUUCAUUUUAUGGAAUCUUGACCAAAUUGAUGCUGGUUUGGCUGGUUUGUCUUUGUCAUUUGCAAUGGAUUUCACACAGCAAAUAAUGUGGACUGUUAGAAGAUAUACUUCACUUGAAAUGAGUUUUAAUGCUGUUGAAAGAGUAAGCGAGCUUUCUGAAAUUCCUCAAGAAGCUCCAGCUAUAAUUGAACCAAGACCACCUGCUUGUUGGCCACAUAGUGGCGCAAUCACGGUACAAAACCUGGAAGUUAAAUAUGCUCCUGAUUUAGAGCCGGUACUGCAUCACAUUUCAUUCAAUGUAGAAGGUCAAGAAAAAAUAGGAAUUGUUGGACGCACUGGGUCUGGAAAGUCAACAAUGGCAUUGACUUUGUUUCGGUUCGUGGAACCAUCGGACGGAAGAAUUUUAGUUGAUGAAAUUGAUAUUUCAUCGAUCGGUGUCGAAGAUCUUCGGUCAAGAAUAACUAUCAUUCCACAGGAUCCUAUACUGUUUACAGGUACAAUACGGUCAAACCUUGAUGCAUUUUCUCAAUAUGAGGAUAGUGAAAUAUUGGAAUCUCUUCGACGUGUUCACUUAAUUCCUUCUGUAGAGGAUGUAGAAGCUAUCUCAUUUUCAGAGGAUAAUAUCAAUUUAUUUAAAAAUUUAGAUACACCUGUAAGGGAAGGCGGAAAAAAUUUUAGCCAAGGUCAGAGACAAUUAUUAUGUCUGGCUCGAGCUUUAUUAAAAAGUUCAAAAAUUAUAUUGAUGGAUGAAGCCACUGCAAGCAUUGAUUUUGCCAUGGAUGAAAAGAUUCAAAAAAUGAUAAGGACUGAAUUUGCUGACU
Molecule: messenger RNA, 2196 nt
Organism: Racocetra persica
Lineage: Eukaryota; Fungi; Glomeromycota; Glomeromycetes; Diversisporales; Gigasporaceae
Source: the annotation of a GenBank genome assembly